Thermothielavioides terrestris NRRL 8126 is the source of this 1184-nucleotide messenger RNA. RefSeq lists its product as uncharacterized. Lineage: Eukaryota; Fungi; Ascomycota; Sordariomycetes; Sordariales; Chaetomiaceae. The record is from RefSeq and is a predicted model, not a curated record. Bases 199 to 1101 code for a protein of 300 amino acids. The transcript has a single exon.
AUUGGUACUCGAACACCACCAGAGAACUCGCCACCGGCCUGAAGAUAUAUAAUAGCCGGGUGGAUGGAGUCAUACUCAACUCCUCUCACACAAGUAGCCACAACACCGACAACACCAACCCGUCUUUUUGCCCUUUGAAGACCUUCGUGACAUACGUCUAUCUAUAUAGACCUACCUUUACCACCCACUGGGGACAUCAUGGCUACGCGACCUAGCAUCCCCUACUACGCUCCGGCCGAGCUCCUCCCCGCGCCUCUGCCGACGGUGGCGGAGAUCCGCGCGUCGAAGCAGCGCCUCUCGGAGUGGUACGAGACACCUGUUGUCCGCGUCGGCGACCACUACGCCGUCAAGUACGGAAGACUCACCUCCAUCCAGCAGGGCGAGAACAUGCUCUUCGUCAAGCAGUCCAGCAGCGUCCCCGUUCUGACCGUCUACGCGAUCUUCGAGGACGAGGAAACCAGGUAUGCUUUCAUCGUGAUGGAGUACAUCCCCGGACGGAAUCUGGAGGGCGCGUGGAAGACGCUCGGCGCCGCCGAAAAGCGAGACAUCGUCUCGCAGCUCCGCCGGCACAUGGACGCCCUGCGCAGCAUCCCGUCGCCCGGCUACUACGGCGGCUUCUGGCGGCAGAGGAUCCUGGACCAUGACUUUCUCAUCCAGGACGUGGCCGACUUCGGCUACCCGUACCCCGAACCGGAGCUGUGGGGCCCGUUCGAGACCGAGGAGCAGUGGGCCGACGGCAUGUGGCGGUGCCUGCACAAAGCGCGCAACAACGUGCUAGCGCAGAAGAACGUGUCGCCAGGCACAGUGGACCGUUAUCUGGCGUACCUCCGGCGCCAGUACCACGCCGUCUUCAAGGGGCACAAGCCCGUCUUCACGCACGCCAAGUUCCAGCGCGACAUCGUCUUGCUGAGGGAAGACGGGACCGUCGCGAUCACCGGCUGGACACACGCCGGGUGGUAUCCGAGCUUCUGGGAGUACUGUGCUAGCGUGGCGGUCCUGGGACACCAUGACGAUUGGGACGAGAUGUUCUUUGAGAUCCUGGAUGAGUAUGCCGCUGAACUCGGUUGGUUCAUACACCACCGGGCGACGAUAGAAUGGUAGACUGGGCUUAAUGGCAGCUGCAAACAGGAGUAGUGGGAGAACUGAAGGUGGUGAAUAACAUUGGAAAGAAGGAAGGAGAGCGU